GCAAACAUAUAAUAAUUAAUCCACCAUAAAAAUAUCAUCAUAAUUAGACUAAGCUGCAGUUAUAAAUCAUUUCAAUUAAUUGCAGACAAUUACUACAUUAAAAUAUUUAUACUAAAGCAUAUCAUAUUAUACAUUCACUAUAGAUCCUCUCUAUUCACUUAAGCUUAUCUGUCUAGUAUUUUUCUCAAACAAUAUCAACAAAUGUUACUUUUGUUUUCAGCCAAACUCACGGGAGGAUCAGCGGAAUAGAGACUGAGAUUUGCGCUGCCAAAUGUCAUGGCCGCCGGCUGCCGCCCGCCGACGCCCAGGUCGUGCGCAGCUCGCGGCCUCCGCCAACCUCGCUAGGGUCGCCGCUCAUUACCAUAGCUUCACCAUAGGUGCCGACGUGCCGUGGACUCCACGCGCGCAGCCGCUGCGCUCGGGCGGAACUCCGUGGUGGCAUGUGCCGUGCGUGCCUCUGUACAGUGGCAAGAGCCAUGCUAGAUGAACUCUGGUGAUGGCCAUGCUAGCCCACAGCCAGCACGCGGGCAUCCGCUUCGGUUCCUCCAUCGCGAACGGCGGGUGGCCAGGUCGCCUCCCAAGCAACCGCUACUCCCGGCCUUUCACCCCUGCUGACCUGCGUCCUGCGCAGGGAAUGGAAGAAUCAAGAAUGCAGACAGCUCGUUGUGUAUUGUAUUUCUCAACCUGUAGCUAGAUCAAUUUCAUUUGGUUCUUACCUCCAAUGUCUUCAUUGAGCGUACAGGAUAAUAAAAUACAAACCUAACAUAGAUUCCGCGAAUUUGGAUAUUACCGGAAUUCUGCGAAUUUGGAUAAUCGAAUUUGGAUAAUAUGGCGUCUUCCUUACACUUUUUAUUGGUGAAUUUGUAUGUAGGAGUAGGUACCAUACCGUGAAAUACCUGAUGUCCCUGGAAACAUCCUGGUUUCUGUAGUGUAGCUGUGUAGGGUAAAACUGGAGAUUGAUGAUUUAUGGCUUGCAAUGUAACCCAAUUAGCCAAGUCAAUGUGGCAGCUAGUAUUCUUCAAUCUUCAUAUGCUUGAAAUAACCAUCACCGAAAUCAUACUACUUCAUACAAAAAAAAAUCUGAGAAAACUGCAGAUACUAUCUCCACGUCAGUAUGGAUGGUUAGUCAACAAUGGCUGCUUAUCUUGGCUCUAUGUGUUCUGACUUCUGAACGCUAUUAUUUCAACUCUCAUCAAUCAUAUCCAAGAAUAAUUCCCAGAAGAAGAAACUUGGAGCUGACUGUGGUAGUGAAUGAAUAAAGGGGGUAUGCUGAGAAGAUAAAGGUGGGUAAGCCAUUUAGGCAGCAGGGGAGCAGAACUAGCGGAGAACUCAAAAUACUUGGUUACAAAUGAAAAUACUUUCUGGGAAUAUAUAAGGGGAUGGGGAAACCAGCAAGGGUGCCUUGAUUGAAGGAAUUUACAAGCUUGUAAGUUCGAAGCCCCCAGCAGUUUUAGUUGUAUCAAGUUUUAUGUGUUUUCUACAGGAUUUUUUUUAGGUAAGGAGGUGAUGCUGACAGCAGCAGUGGUAUUUAGACCACUUCUGUUUCUGCUUUUGGAUAUAUCUAUUCGUGGAUCUCCUUUUGCUACUUGUGUUAGUAUACCUGUAAGAACACCUUCCGGCUUACUACCUCCAUAUUGAUGACCCUGAGGUCUCGUGGAAACUGCAAAGGUAUUAUACUCCUGUUCCUGUAGUGAAUAAGAAGGGACUUCACAUGGUGAUUAUCGGAUAAGGUGGCUGUACCAAGGAGCUCAUUUGUGUGUGGCAGGACUGCGACCUGAUGUAGUUCAUUUUUUUUUUUGCCAGGCAGGAUUGAUUCAGUGGAUGACUAACAAAUUAUCGUAGUUUCAAGACUUUUCUGCGCGUGUUAUGGUGAUGGUUGCAUUUGACUUAAUUUGCUUAUUGCUGCUAUUUUCUAAUUACUGUUACUGUAUCAACUCCUGAUAAUAUUGGUGUUCCAUGAUUUGUUAUUUGCAAGGUUUUUAUCAUCUAAAAGAAUAUGUUUUGGGGAACCAAUUGGUAGUUUAUUUUGUUAUUCUCAUCAACAUAGUCAUAAUGUAAAUUUCAGAUGGUAGUGUUUUCUGUUCAUAAGUUAGGCUACACUAUUUUGCUGAGGAAGUCAGCUUUUGAAGUGACUGUUACAUAAAACAAUCAAUAUUGCACUUUAGUAGUCAAGUGACAUAAUGUCGCACUCAGGAUGGUCUUAUGCUGAAAACGAUGACUGCUACAUACAAUUACUUUAUGAUCUCUCUCAUUGUACAUGUCCUGUUUUCUCCCUUUAUAAUAUAUGAACAUGUUGUAGCGUACAAAUUUCAGUCAGCAGCAAAUAGUAACAUUGGAAGUCAACUUUCGCAUGUUUGAAUUGGACUAUCUGGGCUUGAGAUAGAAACGAAAUAAAAUAGAUCUGAGGGACUCAGCGGGCAGGCAGUAAUCAAGAGGGAAAAGGCAAAAAUCUUGAUGAGUACCAUGACAAUUAGAGGCUUCGUGGACUGGAGAGGAAACCCCAUCAACAGAGAAGUGCAUGGAGGAGUGAGAGCAGCAUGGUUUAUAUAUUUCCUGACAGUUGUGGCAAACAUCGUGAAUGUCCCAAAUAUGCUGAAUAUGGUAACCUAUCUCCAUGGAACAAUUCAUAUGGGAGUGUCAAGAUCUGCAACUACAGUCACUAAUGUCCUUGGUGCUACAUCUGGGUUUGCUUUGAUAGGAGCCUUCCUCUCUGACUCUUACAUCACUCGUUCAAGAACUAUACUUAUCUUUGGUCCAUUGGAGUUUCUGGGCUACGGACUGCUUGCACUGCAAGCCCACCUUCCUUCACUACAUCCACCUCCUUGCAAUAUUGAAGCAGAACCAAGUAACUGCAAAGAAGUCCAUGGCUGGAAUUCCACCCUGCUGUUUGCCGCCUUGUAUAUCAGUGCACUUGGUGAUGGUUGUAUGCGUGCUUGCAUGCCAUCCCUCGGAGCAGACCAGUUUGACCAUGAAAAUCCCUCUGAGUCACGCCAGCAAUCUAGCUUCUUUAAUUGGUACACCUUUGGGAUCUCGUUUGGAGGCUUUAUAGGGCUGAUUCUAGUAGUGUGGCUUCAGAACGACAAAGGGUGGGACAUUGGAUUUGGCUUGUGUGCCAUCCUAAUUCUGCUUGGGCUGCUUGUGGUUGCUGUUGGUCUCCCUUUCUACCGCAACCAAAUACCUGAAGGAAGCCCUCUAACCCGAAUACUGCAAGUUCUUGUGGUCGCAUUCAGAAACAGGAGCCUUGAGCUUCCAGAGAAACUGGAAGAAGCACAAGAAAGCAGUACUGAGCCAGGCUGUAUUGAAGUACUCCCUGAAACAAAUAGCUUGAAAGUCCUCGACAAAGCCUGCAUCAACCGUGGGAAAGAUGGAGUCUGGUCACUUUGCAGCAGGACGAAGGUGGAGGAGACAAAGAUUGUGCUCCGUGUGCUUCCUCUGUUUAUCAGCUCCAUUAUCGGAUACAUAUCAAACCCUGUCCUCUUCACAUUUACCGUGCAGCAAGGUGGCAUGACAAACACAAGGCUGGGCAAGAUCCAUGUUUCCCCGGCUACACUGUUCAUAAUCCCCACCAUAUUCCAGAUGGUAAUGCUUCCAGUCUAUGACCAAUUCCUGGUGCCAUUCUUACGCAAGCGCACAGGCUAUGCUAGUGGCAUUACUCAUCUGCAGCGUGUGGGCAUAGGCUUCACCUCCAUCAUACUUGCGUCAGUCAUUGCAGCAGUCGUUGAGAGGAAAAGGAAGGAAGCUGCAGUGCAGAUGUCCCUAUUUUGGCUCACGCCUCAGUUCUUCUUGCUGGGAGUGUCAGACGUGACAUCGUUUCCUGGGCUCCUCGAGUUCUUCAACAGUGAGGCGCCACGAGGCAUGAAGUCGAUCGCGGCAGCCUUGUUCUGGUGCGUCCUAGGGCUCUCGUCAUUGCUAGCCACUUUCCUGGUGCAGAUAGUGAACAGGGCCACGAGGCAUGGGCACCAGGCAGGAUGGCUCGAAGCUACAAGCUUGAACAGCAGCCGUCUUGAUCUGUUCUAUUGGGUUGUGGCUGUUGUCGGAUUCCUUGCCUUCUUGAACUACAUGUUCUGGGCCAAGAGGUAUGUGUACCGGCACAAUCCACGCAUCGUCGUUCGCUGAUGAGCCACCAGUUGAUCAGGAUCCACGUUGAAAUAUCUCGCUAGGAUCGUCCUCCAGUUCAGCAAAAGCAGGAUAAGUGUGGUCUGGUUUACCAUGACAUGGAUUAGAGCCUGUUGUCGUAUUCAGAUGCCUGAUUGUAUGCAGAUCAUUGGUGGACAUCAUUCGUUAUACUUAGCAUUAGCAGUAGUUCACAUUUGUGAAAUGCUCCUUAUCAAAGGAGAUGUUCUAGUUUGUGCAAGUGUAAGUGGGUGUUUCUUUGUGACAAUGUAAGCUUCAGACACAGAAAUAUGUCAAACUGGCAAAUUGGUAAGAGCUGAAAUGCCAGCUAGAAUAUAUUAUUGCUGCAAUAUUAAUAGCAUAUGGUUCAGCAUGAAUGAAUUUUUC
Sorghum bicolor (sorghum) is the source of this 4500-nucleotide messenger RNA. Its product is annotated as protein NRT1/ PTR FAMILY 4.3. Gene Ontology annotation, cellular component: membrane. Gene Ontology annotation, biological process: transmembrane transport. Gene Ontology annotation, molecular function: transmembrane transporter activity. The transcript has 7 exons. Bases 2455 to 4116 code for a protein of 553 amino acids. NCBI's taxonomy places the organism in Eukaryota, Viridiplantae, Streptophyta, Magnoliopsida, Poales, Poaceae. The record is from RefSeq and is a predicted model, not a curated record.